Messenger RNA from Camellia sinensis, 1229 nucleotides. Its product is annotated as ras-related protein Rab2BV-like. Lineage: Eukaryota; Viridiplantae; Streptophyta; Magnoliopsida; Ericales; Theaceae. Gene Ontology annotation, molecular function: GTP binding; GTPase activity. The record is from RefSeq and is a predicted model, not a curated record.
GCAAAUCUUAGAUUCCAAAAUCUCCAUUGCAUUGCUCUUUCCUCAACCAAAUCAUCAUCUGUUUAUGGUUUGUGGAGGGUAUAAAGAGAAGAAGCAAUGGCCUACAAGGUGGAUCAUGAGUAUGAUUACCUAUUCAAGAUAGUCUUGAUUGGGGACUCGGGUGUUGGAAAGUCUAAUAUACUUUCCAGGUUUACACGCAACGAGUUCUGCUUAGAGUCGAAAUCUACCAUUGGAGUUGAAUUUGCCACAAGGACUCUUCAGGUAGAGGGCAAGACAGUGAAGGCCCAAAUAUGGGACACAGCAGGUCAAGAGAGGUAUCGAGCCAUCACAAGUGCAUACUAUAGAGGUGCAGUGGGAGCCCUCCUGGUCUAUGACAUAACCAAGAGGCAGACCUUCGAAAAUGUCCAGAGGUGGCUCCGCGAACUGAGGGACCAUGCUGAUUCCAACAUCGUCAUCAUGAUGGCUGGAAACAAGUCUGACCUGAACCACCUCCGAGCAGUCUCAGACCAAGACGCCCAGCUCCUGGCCGAGAAGGAAGGCCUUUCGUUCCUGGAGACCUCAGCCCUGGAGGCACCCAACAUUGAGAAGGCGUUCCAAACAAUCUUAUUGGACAUUUAUCAGAUAAUCAGCAGGAAGGCACUGGCAGCUCAGGAGGCAGCCACCGGGCUUCCAGGUCAGGGCACGACCAUUAAUGUCGGAGACUAUACGAGUAAUUUGAGCAGGAGAACUUGUUGUUCUAAUUAACAAGAAUAAGUCUACAAACACAGAAACUGGUCGCAAAACUGGACACAAUGGUCAGUUUCUGUUUAAUAUCAGGGAGGGGACAUAUGAGAUGAAGUUUUUGUUCAAUCAUGACAGCUUAUAUGAUACAAUGUGACAUGAAUUUUUCUCUAGAGGUCAUGUUAGACAACAUCUAGUUCAUGAACACCAUUGUUGAGUUGCACGCAUGACAAUGCUAGCUAUCUCCCUCCUUGGAACUUCAAAAAAAAAAAAAGGUUGGGCUGCAAAGUUGGUGUCUCGUCACAGACAAAGGGAUAGACAACUGUUCAGUUCUUAUUAACAUGUAAUCUUUUGUUUGUUUGUUUUUUUUUUUUUCUGUUUUUGUUGCCUAUUGGCAUGGUUUUGUAGCAUUAAGUUCACAUCUAAUGCAUUCCAUGAUUGAAAAAGAUUAUAACUAUCCUACGAUCCGCAAACUCCUUUCUAUCACUUGUGCCAAAAAGGCCAAAAGA